Pyrenophora tritici-repentis Pt-1C-BFP is the source of this 673-nucleotide messenger RNA. The record is from RefSeq and is a predicted model, not a curated record. NCBI's taxonomy places the organism in Eukaryota, Fungi, Ascomycota, Dothideomycetes, Pleosporales, Pleosporaceae.
UUUUGAGAGAGUGCAAGAAUCAGCAUUACAAUCAUCUAUACUACAAGUUAUAAACUGACACUGCAACAUGUACACGACACUUGAUUUCAUAGUACUGACCAAAUCCAAGUCAGUGAAAGCCAUGCUCCUGACUCCACCCUACUACACUGCGAUUUCGCCAUUAAAAUCUCCUCCGAUCUCCUUAUCACACCUUGACGCCCUGGACUUCCCUACAAUCACCCACAUUUCAACCGCCUAUCUACGCACUCGCCGUCCUCCGCCACCAUGCAGCUAUGCGAAGUCGUGUCCAGCGCUUACUCUGUCCACGACGGCGGCUAACUUCUGUGCGAAGGACAUGCGGUGGAAAGACACUUUUGAUGCGGUGUAUGUGAGUACUGAUGAUGCGAUGUGGUACGGCACUGCACGACAGGAUAAUAGUCCUGGAGGGGUCAGGGUCGUGGUCUGUUACGCAUGAGUGGUUUGGUUUACUUCUGGAAGAUCCUGGAGGCUAUUCCUUGUCGUGUGUAACGUGACAGGGCUCAGCUAACUACGCGAGGGUUACACAUAGUGGCUCAUUGGAGACUUUGUCAUGGUAUCAUCACCAGCACAACGUUUGUUGGUCGUGGGGAUCUACGAGUGGAGACGAUGAUACGGUAGGCGUGCGUUGCCGUUGUUUGCUCGACACGCAGACGAC